Messenger RNA from Aphanomyces astaci, 1801 nucleotides. RefSeq lists its product as hypothetical. Bases 50 to 1672 code for a protein of 540 amino acids. The record is from RefSeq and is a predicted model, not a curated record. NCBI's taxonomy places the organism in Eukaryota, Oomycota, Saprolegniomycetes, Saprolegniales, Verrucalvaceae. The transcript has 6 exons.
CCGAUUUUCCAAAGGCCUUCUACUCGCUGCAUCGGCAGUCCGUCCUGCCAUGGAAGAUGGAUAUGUGCCGCUGAUGCUCCUGUGGAUCUCAUACCUUUAUAUGCCUGUGGCGGUGGCAGUGUACCUCUACCAUCGCGAGCGACCCUCCAUCAAGCACCGGCUUCCCAUAGGCACCGCCAGCGCUGGCCUAUUCGCAUCCAUCUACUGCCUCGCGCAGCCCUUGUGUGCGUACUUCAGCGAAAGCACGUCUUGUGGGUCUGCGCUGCUUAUCCUGACAAUCACAAGCAACACCGCCGUAGCUGUACUAGUGUGGACGGCGUUUGUUGUGCUGGUGCUGUACAGCAUCACCGAGAUCAUCGCCCAACCCACCAACGUCUCGCACGAUCGCGUAGCCGUGUGGAACUACUUUCGCGGCAUGAUCAUCCCAAGCAUCCAAGUACCCGUUGGCAUUUGCGUGUGCGUGCUAUGGAAUUUCCCCCACAUUCUGCUGCUCGCGCUCCAUGCGACAACCAUUUCCCAGCUCAGCUACGCCGAAUGCAUCACUAUGGAUUUUUUCAACCUUAUCAUGUACAUCUCAAUCGGCCAAGCUGCGGUGCUCCUUGUCGGCUGCCUCUUCAUAGGACACCAGCUCCGCCACACGACCGACACAUACCACGUUCGGUGGUCAUACGUGUACACAAGCAUGUACAUGGUCGUGUGCUCGAGUCUGUGCCUUCUUUACUGGCUCGUGUCGACAUACUCGUCUGCUCUCACCGGCUUCCACGUCAUCGAAGUGAUGACCACCCAAGGAUUACAGGGCAUCGUGUUCUUCAACAUUUUGUUACCCCUUGUCAGUGCCUACAAGGACCGUCACAAGGUCAAGGACCUCACUGGCAGCACGUCGCUUCAAGUGAACUGGGACUCGUACUUGCAAUCCAAUGAGGCGUAUUUGAGCUACAUGGAGUUUUGUCACGGCCACACCGCGAUCCUCUUGGCGUGGAAAGCCUCGGUGGACUUUCGAAACGGAGACGGCAAACUCAACGUGUUUGAAGUAUACCAAAUGCACAUUGCCCCCGACGGCGCGUUCACCGUCUACGACGACCUCCCCGACUUGUUGCGACGCAAAUACACCAAGAAGAUCCACCGCCUGCGUCAAAAGGCAUCGCUCGUCAUGACGAAUGUGUCCAAGGUGGUGCCCAUGCCAGAAAUCGUAGAUGCUGAUUUUUACGAGCCCCUUCGCCGCGAACUGGUACUCAUAAUGGUCACGUCGUCGCUGGCACUGUACGAGAAGGAUGAGCUGGGCAAGGACUGGCUGUCCUUUCACACGCGACGGCGAUCGAUUCACAGCUUGGAAUACGUUCAAAAGGUUGCAAGCAAAGUGGACGUCCUCCGAGAGAGCGUCGCUGUCAAGCAGCCCAAGGCAGAGCCGUUGUGGGGGUCAGUUCUGCACUCCAAGUCGUCCGACACGCAGUUGGUCAAAGACGAGAUUUUGAACGCUCCCGAAAGUCCCAGACGAACGGCGGGAGGCUCGGGAAAGUUCGCCACGGAAGUUCCACAUCGAAUAGAGAGCGGAAGCGCUCGUAAAAGUGCAGGAGAUGAAAGGAGAAAGCGAGGAAAGAGUCAGGAUGAUGGGGUCGCAGCCGCCAACGACGAGGGAUCGGGUGGCGCGAUGCGAAAGAUCUUCUUUGAAUGACGAAACUUGAAACGGUCGACGCUCUGAUUGGUUGAAUUGGAUGAGUAAAUCCGUUGAGUAGCCAAUAAUACGUCGAGAGUGCUCCGAGCUUGGGAAAUACUGGGAUUAACUACACAUUUCCAAGGGCCG